Poecilia reticulata (guppy) is the source of this 2013-nucleotide messenger RNA. RefSeq lists its product as uncharacterized. The record is from RefSeq and is a predicted model, not a curated record. Lineage: Eukaryota; Metazoa; Chordata; Actinopteri; Cyprinodontiformes; Poeciliidae. Gene Ontology annotation, biological process: regulation of gene expression. Gene Ontology annotation, cellular component: nucleus.
CAUCCACCAUAUUGUUUUAAAUGCAAACCUGUAAACAUAAAAGGCUUGUCUGAAGAAAACUCUAAAAAGUUAGUACUAUGAAGACAAUUCAAGUCAAAAGGGUAUAUAAGAAAUGAAGCAUUGCAAAGUUAAGCAGUGCAGAUGGAUAAAAAGAAACACGACGGCAAAUGAUUGAAAAGAAAAUGUCCUUCUCCAGGUGAAAGAAGAUGGCUGAUACACAAUGUGAUAAAGGGGCUUGGAUGGAAAACAGUGGAAUCUCAAAGUCAGCAGGGAGAACAUCUGUGUUUGGCGAAGAAACCACCAGAUCUUCACAUGAAGGUGAUCAGCAGAUGUUGGUGGUUAAGGAAGAGGUUCCUGAUCUGUGGAGCUCUAGUUUGGACCAGCAGAAUCCAACGCUGUUCCGGGUGAAGAAUGAAGACUGGACAAAGUUCACUGAUCUGGAUGGAGAGCUGCUUAUUGAGCAGGAAGAGCCCGGCAACACCGGUUUUCCAUUCACUGUCGUUAAGGUGAAGAUUGAAGACGACAAUGAGAACCUUCUCUCAUCAGAGUGUCAACACAUCAAAUCGGAAGACAACAGGAAGGCAGCAUCUCCAACCAGCUGCUCACCUGAGCAGAUGGGAACAGAAGCUGGCAGAGAGGACCACGGAGUACCAGAACCAGACAGAAAUACCCAUUUAAAUCCAAACACCGACGAAAAUGCUUCCACCUCUUCUGAGACUGAAGCCAGUGGUGAGAAUGAUGAUGACGAAUGUGAUGAUAAUCUGUCAGGUUCUGGAUCUGAACAGGAAGACGGCGACAAAGACUGGGAGGAGACCAGGACGCGUCAGGCAGGAGGAAAGACCUCCAGCUGCUCGGAUGAUGCAAACUUUUCCAAAACAGAGCAAAAUUCAGAUUCUCAAAAAGUCCGCAAUGAGAAUAAAGUAUUUGUGUGUGACGAUUGUGGUAAGCCAUUUUACUAUCUGUACCACCUCAAGCGCCACAUGGCCCACCACAAAGGAGAGAAACCAUUUCAGUGUGACGAAUGUGGUAAAAAGUUCACUUUGAGGGGAAAUCUGAACCAACACAUGACGAUUCAUAAAGGAGAAAAACCUUUUGCCUGCAACUUCUGCGACAGACGCUUCAGACUGAGCAGCCUUCUUCAGUCGCACGUAGUAACACAUUUAGGGUUGAAAGCCUUUACCUGCCAGCAUUGUGGAGAAAGAUUCACCCGAGAGGGAGCUUUGAAGAGACAUGUUGUACGGCACACCGGCGUGAAACCGUUUGCUUGCACUAUAUGCGAUAAACGAUUCUACAGAAAGCCCGAUUUGAAGUGUCACAUGCCGGUUCACUCGAGAGAACAGAGAGCUAGCUCUGCACCGAGGAACUUUGCUUGUGACGAAUGUGGCAAAAGAUUUAUCCACAAGUGCCAUGUAACAAGACACAUGAUCACCCACACUAGAGAAAAAAACUUCAGCUGUGAUGUUUGCGGUUUGAUGUUUAAGUGGCAGAGCGCUUUAAAGAGACACGAAAAGAAAUUUCACAACCAGUAGAAACUGCUCAGAUGCCUUUCCUCGUUAAUAUAUUAGGACGAGCUUAAUUGUGGGAACCUUUUCGCUGAGUAAUAAGAUUAUUGCUGAUUUACCUCCAUUGUAUGCCCUUAGGUUCUGCACAAGUCUGGUAAUAUACUGUAUACUUCACUCAUUUAAUACUUUUCCAAGUUCAAAUAUGAAAAGAAUGAAAAGAAUUAUGGGAAAUUGAGUAUAAUUAUUAACUAGAUCUUAGGCUUAAUUAUACAAAGGAUAAAAUCUGAAUUUUUAAAGAAUCAAUGGCUUCUUGCAUUAUAUGUCUUGAAGAUCCUUUGUAUAGAAACAUCUCAAUUUAAAUUGUAAACAAAGAUAUUGAUUGAUUUGCGUGUGAAUGAUGUUAUUCAUUUAUUUGACCAGUUUUUACCCAAAAUAAUGUUUUGCCAUUCUUGAUUUAGUUGUUCUCAUAAGACUUUAGGAUUAAAGCACAUUGUUAAAAAAAACAAAAAAA